Artibeus jamaicensis (Jamaican fruit-eating bat) is the source of this 2932-nucleotide messenger RNA. It is a transcript of the gene SLC35A5, whose product is annotated as solute carrier family 35 member A5. Gene Ontology annotation, cellular component: Golgi membrane. Gene Ontology annotation, biological process: pyrimidine nucleotide-sugar transmembrane transport. The record is from RefSeq and is a predicted model, not a curated record. Lineage: Eukaryota; Metazoa; Chordata; Mammalia; Chiroptera; Phyllostomidae. Gene Ontology annotation, molecular function: pyrimidine nucleotide-sugar transmembrane transporter activity. The transcript is spliced from 7 exons. Bases 259 to 1536 code for a protein of 425 amino acids.
GCGUAACACAGAGCGCGCCUGCGCAAUGGGCGCCAAGUCCGCUGUUUGGGACUGGGACCUUAGUGUGCUUUUUGUUUCGAAAUAAGAGGCUCUGUAGCAGAGGGUUUUUCGCCUUUCCUUCCCUCCGAUAGCUUCCCUACGUAUGGACGCUAAAAGCUGCUGAUGCUACUGAGCUAAUCAGAUACUGAUUCAAUUUUAGGAUGUGAGUUCUUCCACUAGAGCUCUUCAGAGGAACGGAGGCAAUUAGAAAACAGUGAAAUGGAAAGCAAGUGCUGUGGUCAUCCCAUGUUAUGCUCCUUGUCCACAAUGUAUACAUUCUUGCUAGGGGCCAUAUUCAUUGCUUUAAGCUCAAGUCGCAUCCUAUUAGUAAAAUAUUCAGCCAACGAAGAGAACAAAUAUGAUUAUCUUCCAACUACUGUGAAUGUGUGCUCAGAACUAGUGAAGCUCAUUUUCUGUGGGCUCGUGUCAAUCUGGGUUAUAAAGAAAGAUCAUAAAAGUAGAAACUUAAGAUGUGCUUCCUGGAGGGAAUUCUUCAAUUUCAUCAAGUGGUCCAUUCCAGCCUUUCUUUAUUUCCUGGAUAAUUUAAUUGUCUUCUAUGUCCUUUCCUAUCUUCAACCUGCCAUGGCUGUUAUCUUCUCGAAUUUUAGUAUUAUAACAACAGCUCUUCUAUUCAGGAUAGUGCUGAAGAGGCACCUAAACUGGAUACAGUGGGCUUCCCUCCUGAUUCUGUUUCUGUCCAUUGUGGCCCUCACUGCUGGGACUGACACUUCACAGCAUAACCUAGCAGGACAUGGAUUUCAUCACGAUGCCUUCUUCAGCCCAUCCAAUUCCUGCCGCCUUUUCACAAGUGAGUGUUCCAGAAAAGACAAUUGCACAGCAAAGGACUGGACUUUUUCUGACUCUAAGUGGAAUACCACAUUCCGAUUUUUCAGUCACGUCCGCCUUGGCUUGGGCCACAUUCUUAUCAUAGUCCAGUGUUUUACUUCUUCAAUGGCCAAUAUCUAUAAUGAAAAGAUACUGAAGGAGGGGGACCAGUUCACUGAAAAUAUCUUCGUACAGAACAGCAAACUGUAUUUCUUUGGCAUUCUUUUCAAUGGGCUGACUUUGGGUCUUCAGAGCAGUAACCGUGAUCAGAUUAAGAGUUGUGGGUUUUUUUAUGGCCACAAUGCAUUUUCAGUAGCCCUUAUUUUUGUAACUGCAUUCCAGGGCCUCUCGGUGGCUUUUAUUCUGAAGUUUUUGGAUAACAUGUUCCAUGUCUUAAUGGCCCAGGUGACCACUGUCAUCAUCACAACAGUGUCUGUCCUAGUCUUUGACUUCAGGCCCUCCCUGGAGUUUUUCUUAGAAGCCCCAUCAGUUCUUCUCGCCAUAUUUAUUUAUAAUGCCAGCAAGUCCCAAGCUCUGGAACAUGAACCCAGGCAAGAAAGGAUCCGAGAGCCAAGUGGCCGUCUUUGGGAGCGCUCCAGUGGGGAUGGAGAGGAGCUGGAAAGACUCACCAAACCCAAGAAUGCCACUGAGUCAGAUGAAGAUACUUUCUAAUUGGUAGCCACAUAAUUGGCUGAUCUUACAAUCUUGUUUUCACAUUUUCAGCCUGUGUUAAUAUUCAUCUUUUCACUUUGAUAAACCAAGAACAUUUCCAAAGAAAAAAUGCUCUUUGCAUAUGUAACUACUACUAAACAUUUCUGUCCAAGACUUAGAGUGCACAGAGGCUAAAAAGGGCUAAGGAGCUGACAUAAGAGUAAGAGUAGGGAGAUUGCAUUGGGGACCAGUGCUGGAGAGAAGAACAAAUAGAUUCACAGGUUAUUUUUCUUAUCAUCCAAGGUUCCAAAAACCUUAUAGUAACCAGGUUAGCUGUGCCCCAUAAAUACACAAAUACAGAUCAAUUUGCCAGAUAUUAAUAAUCAGGUGGUUCUACUCUGUGCCAAAGUCUUCACUUUUUUAUCAUUAUAAACAUCACCUCAGUUGUCCCUUGAAUUUUGAGGCCCUGGAGAUACACAUCUGGUGGUUAAAACGCUACGUGACUAAAGAACUUGAAGGACUGUUCCACUUGGCUGCAACGUCGAUUUGAGGUGAACGUAGUCCAUGCGAAAUGUUUUGCUGAACAUGCAGUUUAUCAGAAACAAACUCGGAGUUUUAAUCUGUAGGAUUUCAAAGGGAACUUAAUUUUUAGUGAUUAUCUUUGGGCGGUUUUCUGUACAAAUAACCUUCAAGUUAGGUGGAAAUUACUUCCCAAUCGCCAGUUAUCACUUGUAUUUUAAAUCACUUAAGCCAUGGUGAGUUUUUUUCUCCUCAGGUUGACCUUACUAUUCUUGGGUUAUUAUAUUUUGGAGUACUAAGAAGGAGUCAGUUCAUUGUCUUAGAUAUUAAUUAGAACUUAACGAUAAUUGUAUAUCAUAUCUGGUUCCUAAGAUUUGAGACACUGGCUUCAGAAUCAUACCAGAUUGUCAGUAAGAUUAAUGCCUAUGAAUUCCUUUUAAAAGGGUCAAUUUGUAAACAAUGACUUUACUCUGAAGUGUGAGUAUUAUUCUAAAAAACAGGAAGGCCAAUAAUAAAGCACUUUAUAGUAAUAAUAUUUUACACUCCAAGUGCAUGGUAUUUUUCAACAUGUUUUGCAUGUAGCCAACUGACUCUGAGACAGAGAAGUCAAGUGAUGGAUAAUUUUAAAAUGAGAAGACAAAUGACUUGCCAGUCAUGCAGCUGGGUGCUGGCAGAACAAGAGUGAGCUUUAGCUAAUAGGCCUGCAUGGUUACAAACAGCGGUACACUGUGGAUGUGAGCCUUAAGGUGUCAUUUUCAUGUAGUCCAUUCAUCUCUUCUUUUCCCUAAGUUUCAUACAGAUGAACACUAAAAAUAUUAAAUAAUCAUCCAUGACAUGCAGAAUAAUAUGACUGGCAUGAGUUGGUGGAAAUUUAUAAAUAAAAUAAUUACUAAACCUA